UAGGGUCACCAAAUUAGAAAAAGUAGUGGUUAUCAUUGAGAAUUUCGUUACCAAUUUGUUUUUUUUUUUUAAAGUACGCCUAACAUAUAAGACACUUAACACUAUUAACCGAUCAAAUCGAUUAAAAAUACUCCACUACUCCAAGCCUUUUUUGUUCUCUAUAUCCUGCCUUCCGGUUCCGGCUUCAUCCGUCAACCGCCGUUCAUUACUACUCGUUGGGUCUGUCACUUGUCAUCUGACCCCUGUUCUGAUUUUAUUGAGGAUACGGAAUGGAAAACAACAUUAUGUCAUCUGUUCACUCGACAGUCUUUAAGGAAUCAGAAUCUCUAGAAGGAAAAUGCAUCAAGAUUCAGGGCUAUGAUUUCAACCAAGGAGUAAAUUAUCCUCAGCUCUUUAAAUCUUUUAUCUCCACUGGUUUCCAAGCAUCUAAUCUUGGAGAAGCUAUUGAAGUAGUAAAUCAAAUGCUAGAUUGGAGGCUCGCAGAUGAGCUACCCGCUGAAGAUUGUAGUGAAGAGGAGAGGGAUCCUACAUACAGAGAAUCCAUUAAGUGCAAAGUGUUUCUUGGGUUUACCUCAAAUCUAAUUUCAUCUGGUAUACGUGACACCGUUCGAUACCUUGCUCAACAUCAUAUGGUUGAUGUGAUUGUAACAACUACAGGCGGUGUAGAAGAAGAUCUUAUUAAAUGUCUUGCACCUACAUUUAAAGGUGAAUUUUCUCUACCUGGAGCUCAAUUACGAUCAAAAGGAUUAAAUCGGAUUGGUAAUUUGUUGGUUCCCAAUGACAACUACUGCAAAUUUGAGGAAUGGAUCAUUCCAAUAUUUGAUAAAAUGUUAGAAGAGCAAAAUUUAGAGAAGAGUACAUGGACACCAUCUAAAGUGAUUGCUCGUCUGGGAAAAGAAAUAAAUGACGAGAGUUCAUAUCUUUACUGGGCAUACAAGAACAAUAUUCCUGUCUUCUGCCCAGGUCUAACAGAUGGCUCACUUGGGGACAUGUUAUAUUUUCAUUCAUUUCGUAGUCCAGGUCUAGUUAUUGAUAUUGUUCAAGAUAUUAGGGCAAUGAAUGGUGAGGCUGUUCAUGCAGCUCCUAGGAAGACCGGUAUGAUAAUUCUUGGGGGUGGGCUGCCUAAGCAUCAUAUUUGCAAUGCCAAUAUGAUGCGUAAUGGUGCAGAUUAUGCUGUAUUCAUUAAUACUGCACAGGAGUUUGAUGGGAGUGAUUCAGGUGCUCGCCCUGAUGAGGCCAUCUCCUGGGGAAAGAUACGAGGAUCUGCCAAGACUGUUAAGGUGCAUUGUGACGCCACUAUUGCUUUCCCUCUAUUAGUUGCUGAGACUUUUGCUGCUAAGAGAGAAUGUUCAAGCUGAUAUUGGGUUCAGAGGGUUGCCUAACUUACUACUUAUUAUAAUUAAUUUAAUGAAACAAUUUGAGGCUUGUGAUUGAAUAAACAUGAAUUUAUGUGAUGCUGUCAACCUACAUUGGGGGUAAUAAGUUACCUUAUGUUGGCAUGAUUUUCCAGUGGGAAGGGGCUGUUAAGCAUAGGGUUGUGAUCUUAUUGUGGGAUGGGGCUGUUAACCUAUAAUGAUAGCACUGAAUUGAGAGACUUGUUGAAAAUUAUUCUCUCCCCUUCCCAGUUCCCACCAUUUCCUGCUGGUGUUGUUUGAUGCUUGCUAUAAAACAGACUGCCCAAUGCCAAUGGCAACGAAAAUUAGCUAAUGCUUUGGUCAGAGGAUUAGAAUUUUGCAGUUCUAUCAUAUUGGUGAAGUUAUGUGUAUAGAACAACAAUAGAUUUUCUGUGUCUUGGAUUUUGA
Chenopodium quinoa (quinoa) is the source of this 1802-nucleotide messenger RNA. Its product is annotated as deoxyhypusine synthase. The record is from RefSeq and is a predicted model, not a curated record. Gene Ontology annotation, biological process: peptidyl-hypusine biosynthetic process. Gene Ontology annotation, molecular function: deoxyhypusine synthase activity. NCBI's taxonomy places the organism in Eukaryota, Viridiplantae, Streptophyta, Magnoliopsida, Caryophyllales, Amaranthaceae. The coding region runs from base 270 to 1358 and encodes 362 amino acids. The transcript has 8 exons. Gene Ontology annotation, cellular component: cytoplasm.